UCAAGCCUCUGGCAGGAUGGAAAGAGGAGAAGAAGCUCCUGUGCCUGGAACUAUGUGGAAUGGCUAUUUAAGCAAUUUCAGUCAUGGGACCACAGGAGGCAGCCACUGGACAAACACAAGCUCAGGAGUGACAGCAGCAACCACAGACACGUGGCUGGAUGCUGCCAAUUCGAGUGAGUACCCGUACGAGUACCUGGAUGAGGAGGAUUAUGGGCUCUAUGGCCUCUGCACCAAAGAGGAGGUGCUGUCCUUCAGCAGGGUGUUCUUGCCAUCAUUUUACACUGUGAUCUUCCUGCUUGGAAUGGCUGGGAAUGCUCUCCUGUUUACUGUCCUCCUCAUGUACAUCAAGAAGAAGAAGAAGAUGACUGAGUUGUAUCUGCUGAACCUGGUGGUUUCAGACUUCUUCCUGCUACUGACCCUUCCUUUCUGGGCUCUGUACAUUUCUCAGUGGGUCACCUGGGACAUCUUGUGCCCAUUCUUAAAUGCCAUGUACACUCUGAACUUCUACAGUGGCAUCUUCUUUGUGAGCUGCAUGAGCCUGGACAUGUACCUGCAGAUAGUUCAUGCUUGGUCUCCUCACAGCUCCACAGUAUGGAGAAAUUCCAUCCUCAUCUUGUUGGUGAUGUGGGUCCUUUCCAUAGCUCUUUCCAUUCCUGAUGGCCUUUUCACCAGCACAAGGCAAAUGCACAACAAAACCAUCAUGUGCACCCAGGAUUAUGGCCAGAAACAUUUAUUUUGGAAAGUUGUCUUUCGGGUGAUUCAAAACAUCCUGGGAUUCCUUUUCCCCUUCCUCUUCAUGACCUUCUGCUACUCCCGCAUUGCCUGUGUGCUCACCACCUCCCAGAUACCUGGCUCCAGGAGAGCUCUCUGCUUAGUCCUUACUCUGGUGGGGGUCUUCUUUGUGCUGUGGUGUCCUUACAACAUUGUGCUCAUCCUCCACUCCCUGCAAGAUGUUGGUGUGAUCAGGAGCUGUGAAAGCAGCAGGAAUCUGGACUAUGCCCUGCAGGUCACGGAGAGCUUGUCCUUUGUCCACUGCUGUCUCAACCCCUUGCUCUAUGCUUUUGUGAAGAAACGGUUCAGGGCAUAUUUGAGGAAGAUCCCUCAGGCCAUUUUUAGGAGAGGUGCUUUCUUUUCCAUCCAGGACUCCCAGACGAGCCCGUCUUGCAGCAGAUAUGCAGCUGAGAUAGAAAUGUUGAGCAUCACAAAUGCCUCAUAAAUAUUUGCAUUAUUUACAUUAUUUACAUUAUUUACAUUAUUUACAUUAUGUGUGAGCCCUCUGUCCUGCCCAUGAUGGAGUUGGUGUGAGCCCACAGCACUGUGUAACCAGAUAGUUCAUCCCAGCAACAGCCUUGAGAUGAGGACUUUACAUAACUGGGAUUGGAAAAGUACAUGUGGGAUCUGUUUCUGUUGCAAGUGGAAUUAUUAUGAAAGAAUUGUCCUGGAUUUACACUAGUGGAAGAAACCCAGUUCCCAUCUGGAGUAUGUGAGGCAGUAGCAAAUAAAGGAUCAGAUUUCUCAAUGUUUUGCCUUUAAAAAUGCAAAUUAAAACUUGAGGAGAGAUUCUCCUCCUCCCUGGUGUGGGCUGAGGAAUGGAAUUCCAUGCUCAUCCAUCAGGCCAGAAAGACUGCCAAGGGAUGGCUUUGCUUCUCCUGGCUCUUACCAUCUGCCAGAUGAUUUAACCAGGACAAUCUUGUUUCCUACCAGGAGAUAAACAGGAAGGACUGGACAACUUUAAGCUGAGUUGUUCUCUGUCAUGAUGAGCUGUGCCUGCUGAGCAGGGAACUGUGGCUCUCCAAGGGGCAGAGCCUUGGUUAGAGAUCAGUUUGAGCAGAACAAAGUUCAGACCAGUAACAAUCAGUGAGAAAGAGAUAAAAAGGGGCUCAGCAGAACAGUGGUGGAGGUACUUGCCUUCCAAGAUCCGGUCUGACAAGAUAAAAAAGAACCAUGGGUACCACCUGUAACACAAAUAAUGGCUUUGAAACACAACAGAGUGAGAGCAUGGCCUGAACAGAAGACCACAGAGGCCUGAUGGUCAAUCCUUAUUACCCAGUGCAGCUCUGAAGUUCAAGGUUCUGAGUUUGCUGACUUUUAUUUAAAGGCAUUAUUCACCCCAAAUGCUCCUGAACCUUAAAUGGUCUCUUUUCGUCCUGAGAAUCUAUUAAGUCUGGAAGUUGCCUAGAGUUGUACAAAUAAAAUGAUUAAUUUAAGAGAAAGCACUCAUCACAUUUAUUUUAUUACUACAUAAGGUUACAGG
Agelaius phoeniceus (red-winged blackbird) is the source of this 2254-nucleotide messenger RNA. It is a transcript of the gene ACKR2, whose product is annotated as atypical chemokine receptor 2. Lineage: Eukaryota; Metazoa; Chordata; Aves; Passeriformes; Icteridae. Gene Ontology annotation, biological process: positive regulation of cytosolic calcium ion concentration; cell chemotaxis; G protein-coupled receptor signaling pathway. Gene Ontology annotation, cellular component: membrane; external side of plasma membrane. Gene Ontology annotation, molecular function: C-C chemokine receptor activity; C-C chemokine binding. The record is from RefSeq and is a predicted model, not a curated record.